Coregonus clupeaformis (lake whitefish) is the source of this 1142-nucleotide messenger RNA. RefSeq names its product transcription elongation factor A (SII) N-terminal and central domain containing 2 (gene tceanc2). Lineage: Eukaryota; Metazoa; Chordata; Actinopteri; Salmoniformes; Salmonidae. The transcript has 4 exons. Gene Ontology annotation, biological process: DNA-templated transcription. The coding region runs from base 375 to 1001 and encodes 208 amino acids. The record is from RefSeq and is a predicted model, not a curated record. Gene Ontology annotation, cellular component: nucleus.
CCUGCGCAGAUUUCAAAGAGGAAAGAAAAGUCCGCCAUUCUUCUUGAUGCUUUUUAUUUUAUUUCACACCAUACGGGCAUAAUACUAGAAAACACCCUGAAUUUGGAGCUAUUUAUGCAUUUUCAAUGCCACUGAAAUCGAUCUACCGGUAGUAUGGAAACCCGCGGUGCUUAGUUAAGACGCUUGUGAACCAAACAAAAACAAACGCGGUUCCUUCGCAGGAGAACAAGUCACCUGCAACCUCCGUACAUUGCACAUAUUUUGACGAGUUGUUUUCCCUGUUAGUUUACGAACUCUUAAUAAUGAUUACAAAUAAAAUACUAUAUCGAUGAUCGGUCCCCCUAUUCAUAAAUACAUCCAAAACACCUUGGAAAAUGGACAAAUUCGUGGUGCGUCUAUCAAACCGGGAAGUACCAAAGGAAACGAAGGGUAAAGAAAAGGUGUAUCGACAAGCAACUAUUGAGUCUCUACGCAGAGUGGUGGUGAUUGAGGACAUUGAGAGGUACAAGUCCAUGCUGGAACUGCCUGGUCAGACCAAGGAGAAUCUCCUACUAGCCCUGGCAGAGCUCAACAAGAAGAUGCCGUCCAAGGAGGUGCUCAAGUCAACCAGAAUAGGCCACACUGUUAACAAGAUGCGUAAGCAUCACCCCGACCCUGAGGUGACUUCCCUAGCGGCAGAAGUGUACACUGCAUGGAGGAGCUUCAUUGAAGAGCACUCCAACAAGCCCUCCAUAGAAGUACGCUGUGACAAGCAGACUGAGGGACUGAGGAACAACGCCAGGAGAAUGCUGUCUGAAGCUCUGGGAGUGGAGACAGACAGUGGUCUGGUGGAGAACAUAGAGAGAGAGGUGUUCCACCAGAGUUCUCGGCUGGUCAGCGGCUCCUACAGACGGACUAUCAGGAAGCUGGUCUUCGCCCUCAAACACCAGCCAGAGGUCAGGGGUCAAGUCAAGGAGAGUAAGAUCCCAGUCAACCAGCUGGUGUUCACCCACAAGAAGUAAAUACACUCUGUUCAGAACCUUCUCUAUGGACAAAGAAAAAUGAUCUAAAAGGGUUCUUUGUGGGUGAAAGGAUUCCACCUAGAACAUAAAAUAUAUAUACAGUACCAGUUUAAUUUUAUUUUCUACAUUGUAGAAUAAUAG